This is a messenger RNA of Penicillium robsamsonii, 378 nucleotides long. RefSeq lists its product as uncharacterized. The record is from RefSeq and is a predicted model, not a curated record. NCBI's taxonomy places the organism in Eukaryota, Fungi, Ascomycota, Eurotiomycetes, Eurotiales, Aspergillaceae. Bases 1 to 378 code for a protein of 125 amino acids. The transcript has a single exon.
AUGUCCGCCCCCGAGCCCGUUGCUGAGUUCCAAAACCAACGAAAAGCCUUCCUCUCGUGGUUUGGAGAACAAUCCCGUCUGAUCAGACACCAACCAAAGUCCGACACCAUUGCUGAAGUCAAAGUCAACCUCCGUGAUAAUGGCAAUGAGCACCUAAACCGACUGGUGAGAGCUGCAAUUGUGAUGGCAUUUGAGGCGAGAGAUCAUAUCUGCGUGACAGCAAAACCACCUGGGUUCUACGAUGUUGAGGUUCCGAAAAUGUGCAAAGUGCUUCAGCUAAGACUGCCCCAGCUGGCUGCGAGGCUUGGGAUCAACCCUAAAUGUGACAUGUGUGUUCAUUUCACUAUUGAGAAUAUUCUGGUGGAGCCGGGAUUCUAG